Messenger RNA from Phytophthora sojae, 1239 nucleotides. RefSeq lists its product as hypothetical. The record is from RefSeq and is a predicted model, not a curated record. NCBI's taxonomy places the organism in Eukaryota, Oomycota, Peronosporomycetes, Peronosporales, Peronosporaceae. Gene Ontology annotation, biological process: transmembrane transport. Gene Ontology annotation, cellular component: membrane. Bases 1 to 1239 code for a protein of 412 amino acids. Gene Ontology annotation, molecular function: mechanosensitive monoatomic ion channel activity. The transcript has 4 exons.
AUGAUCCCGUUCAUCUUCUGGCGCGUGGGGCUGGCGCUGCUGGCGACGCUGGCCGCGUUCCUGCUGUCCAGACCCAUGAUCGAGAUGCUGCUCAACGCCAUCCGCUCCCGGCUCGACAAGCGCGUGCGGUGGAUCGCGGACGUGCAUCACUACAUGCUGACGUACCUGUGGUGGGUGCUGUUUCUGGUGCUGGUGCGCGAUGUGGUGGCCCGCUACAUUCUGGACCUGGGCAGCGAGAAGGACGAGGUGAUGCAGUACCUGAGCUACCUGAUCGCGGUGCCGCUGGUGAUGGGAACUUUUGCCCUGCGCAAAGUCGUCACCAAUAUAUUCAUCCGGUACUUCAAAUGGGACCGCUACUCGUCGGACUACGACGCUCGGAUCUUCGUCAUCACCGAGUCCAUCAAGUUCGUGUGCGUCGUGUUCAUCCUGAUCGAGAUUUUCUACAUUUUCUUCCUCUCCAACUCGUUCAUGCGGUUUCUGCUCGUCGUGGGGUUUCUCAGCGUCGAGUUGGUUGCCGUUCUCUCGGGUUUUACGGUGCUGAAGAAUGUGGCGACGGGCCUCUUCCUCAUCUUUGCGGAGCCCUUCCGAACGGGUAGCGAGGUCAAGGUGCGGCACUUACUGGGCUUCAUUGAGCGGGUAUCACUCGCCCGUACAACCAUGCGCCGCACGGACGGGUCGAGGAUAUUUGUGCCGAACGGAAUCUUUGCUGACAAUUACCAGACAAGUGGCAAUGCGCUUGACGCGCAUACGCACUCGCUUAUGCUGCGUCUGCACCCUACGACUCCCUCUCAUAAGAUCAAGGAGUUCAUGCGGGAGCUUCAGGCAGUGUUGCCAACGUACGCUUUGACCAGUGAGGCGCUUGCUGCUAUACGCAGAGAUCGGCGAGAGGCAUACGCGAUCAGAUCAAGCAGUGCCAGCAGCGACAGCACCAGCGCUGGAAGUGACGAUAGCAUUUUAGGAGAUCGACACCAGUCAACUGCAAGCAGCAGCACUGGGACACCCCGUUCACGUGCACGGUCGAGUGCAACUUCGAGCGCGUUUGAUGCGACCGGCCGACCGAUUGCACCUCCUCCCCCGCCGGUGCGUGUCGAACUCCACUCGAUGUUCAAGGUGAAGGUGGUCGUCCUGAUGGAUCGCGAGCGCUUCACCUCGCUCGAACAGGCGAAAACAGAGGUGAAUUUUGUCAUUAUCGACACGAUUCAGCGGCUCCGUGUUAAUGUGCAGCAAACGACACGUUGA